Molecule: messenger RNA, 1324 nt
Organism: Pangasianodon hypophthalmus (striped catfish)
Lineage: Eukaryota; Metazoa; Chordata; Actinopteri; Siluriformes; Pangasiidae
Exons: 5
Coding region: 20-664 (214 amino acids)
Source: RefSeq, a predicted model, not a curated record
CUUUGUCUAAACAGGAACGAUGAUCGCACUCUUUGUCGCUCUUUACUCUCUGCUUUGUCUCUGCACAGCUGCAAAAUCUUCUGACAUCAAGGAGCUUCACGUGAAAACAGUAAAGCGUGGAGAAAAUGUAACUAUGGAGUGUGACAUCAGCAGGGUCACAAACAAAUAUAAUUUAGUUUGGUGCAGACAGAGUUUUGGAAAAGUACCUAAGUUUUUAGCAAGACGUUACGGUCAAAAUAAUUCCAAAUUUGCUGAGGGAUUUAAAGAUAGCCGCUUCAGUAUUACUGUAAAUGACCAUAAGUUUGAUCUCAACAUUAUCAAAAUGGUAGAAGAUGAUGGAGGAGAAUAUUUCUGUAUAGAACUGGAUGGAAGUUUACUAAAGUUCACAUCUGGAACACGUCUUCAAUUUGAAGAUAAAGAGAUGAAACCCUGUCCUACACCUGGAACGGUUAACAAGAACACAGAUUCUGCUACACUCCAGGGUUCAGACAGCAGCGAUGGAAAAGGUGCUUCAUCAAGAAACCAUCAAAUUCCCACCAAUCAGGCUGAUGAUGAAGAUGCUUUGAACUAUGCAGCUGUGAGUUUUGCUAAGAAACCUUCAUCCUCCAGAACCUCCAGAGACAAGAGCCAUGAAGAUGUUUAUGCACAAGUUAAAAUAAAAUAGAUGAAGAGAAAUGACUUCACACUUGAAAUACAAUAUAAAUACAAUUAUUCACCCAGUUUGUAGACAGAUGUGUUAUAUUUUAAUCAGACAAAAACAUUUUUAUUGCUGUAAGUUUUAUCACCAUUUCCAAACCUUUGUAAUGUACUAAUUUGCCUUACUUGAUGGAUGUAUUUGUUUUUUAAUUUAUUUAAUGAUUUUUAUCCCUUUUAUUUUAAUUUUAUUUUCAUUAUCUGCUGUUUUUUUUCUGAAAGCCUUACAUUUGGAAUGUUUUCUCAGUAUUUUCUCUUAAAGUUUCUAGUUUUCUAGAAUGUAAAAAAAUUUUUUUAUUUUUUUUUUUAUUUUGAAGGUGAUCAAGAAAUGGCUCAUGGUAAACAAUUUGCUUAAACUUUUAUUUUGUAAUUUAUUUUGCUUGGGAGCUUUAUAAAGAUGCUAAAUCUUUUGAAUAUUGUAAUUACUUUAGAUUAGCUAAAACAUUUUUGUAGCCAGUACAUCUGUAAACGUAAUACAUUUUCCACUUUUCCAGAAAUACUAAGGACAUUUAUGUGCAACAGAGCUAAAUAUAAAGACGAGUGGUUACUGCAUUACUGAUGAGAUUUGAGUGCUUAACCUGAAACUAAAUUCCAGAUAGACAUUUACGUGAAUGAUGUCAAUCACCAUAAU